ACACGAGGCCUGUAGGGCCUCUCUCCCUCGGUCAUCCACAGAAACUCAGUCAGAGCAGCGGAGGGCGGGGCCGGGCGGGCCGAGCAGCCGCUGACUGACACAAAUUAAUCACAAGGUGGAAAAUCAGAACAAGAAGUGCGGGGCUCGGCGUGUGCGGGACAAACACCGUGGACAAAGUGCGCGGGGCCUGCGGACUCUGAGUCUGGACACCCUCUUCGCCCCGUGAACGAGGCGACAAAAUAAAGUCACGUGAUCCAAAAUGGGCAGUCCUCUGACGGUGCUGAAAAAAGCCAUUUUCUGGCGCUGCUGCAAAUUCUGUCCAAGUCCCAAAUAACUGAGCCGCCCUGCGCCGCGAGGACGCGGACCCUCGGAGGAGAGACCAGAUCAGCCCAGAUGGAUAAAAUGCAGCCUAACCGGAUCAAAAUCACAGAUCUGAACCCACACCUCACAUGCCCUCUGUGCGCCGGCUACCUGAUUGAUGCUACGACCAUCGUAGAGUGCCUGCACUCCUUUUGUAAAACAUGCAUCGUUGCCUUCCUCGAGACAAAUAAGUUCUGUCCUCGAUGUGACGUCCAGGUCCACAAGACGUGUCCACAGCUCAGCAUCAGAGCAGACAAAACUCUGCAAGACAUUGUUUAUAAGCUCGUUCCGGGGUUAUUCAAAGAUGAGAUGAAACGGAGGCGGGACUUCUACGCAGAGAAUCGUGUGCUGGAACCGGGGGAAGUGGUGGAGACGUUCAACAUAGCAGAGGAUGAAAUUAUCAGUCUGUCCAUACAGUUCUACGAGAGGAACAAAAAUAAUGAGAGGCAGCAUUCAGAGAUGGAAGGAGACAAGUCCAACGGUAAACGCUUCCUGCAGUGCCCGGCAGCCAUGUCCGUCAUGCACUUAGCGAAGUUCCUCCGCAGCAAGAUGGAUAUACCCAACAACUAUCGGGUGGAGGUGCUGUAUGGGGACGAACCCUUAAAGGACUACUACACACUAAUGGAUAUCGCUUACUUCUACGAGUGGAGACGACUGAAGGAAGAUCAGCUUCUGACACCAGCUGACCAGCAACAAUUUAAGAAUCACGCGACAAACGUCGGAGACAAGUACCGCAAGCAAGGAGAGUCAAACGGAGACAGAAAAGCAAAACAUAAACUCGGAGACGCACGACAGCUAACUGAAGCUGCUAGCGUCCUCAACAGUCACGUGUUAGUAGCUCAACCAAUCACCGGGCACAUGUCGGAGAAAGGUAGACUGAAUGGAACUGAUUUGGACAUAUGGAGGACCAAAAUUGAAGUAUAA
Molecule: messenger RNA, 1284 nt
Organism: Pundamilia nyererei
Lineage: Eukaryota; Metazoa; Chordata; Actinopteri; Cichliformes; Cichlidae
Product: polycomb group RING finger protein 2
Exons: 9
Coding region: 394-1284 (296 amino acids)
Biological process (GO): negative regulation of transcription by RNA polymerase II
Cellular component (GO): PRC1 complex
Molecular function (GO): metal ion binding; promoter-specific chromatin binding
Source: RefSeq, a predicted model, not a curated record